Molecule: messenger RNA, 612 nt
Organism: Nematocida ausubeli
Lineage: Eukaryota; Fungi; Microsporidia
Exons: 1
Coding region: 1-612 (203 amino acids)
Source: RefSeq, a predicted model, not a curated record
AUGAAACUUUCACAGCAAGGGGAUAGUAAGACAGUUAUUGGAAUAAGCGAAAGAGAGUUCUUCAAGGCACUGGUGGACGAGAAUGGAUUCUACCCGAAGGACAAGGAGGUUUCCAUUGAAGAAAUAGAAACAUAUGCGGAUAUCACAAUGAAAGGGUGUAAAAAUGGAAGUACUGUAAUUGUAAGCAUAAUAUUAACUGAGAACAGCCAAUCAAUCGAUGCAUGCAGAAUAUCCUUAAAUAAAGAAGUAUCUGCGUACGUGUCUGUCGAUGUCUUAGUGGAUUCUGGCUCAGCCCAAGAAAUAGUUCAGUCCUGCCUGGCAGAUGUGCAAAGAAAGCUAACACAGCCCAAUUUAGUUCAAUUAUUCAAAAAUAGACAGACUGUAUCGCAUAAUAUAUAUAGGGCUGGCAGUCGUGCCGUAAAUAGGAAGAUAGUUUCGUAUGGUGUAAUUGGAGAGAAGUAUAUUACAUCUCCAAUUCUACAGGAAUUUGGGGCAUCAGAUGCAGUUCUAACUAUUACCUCAGAAGAUGAAAAAAUAAUUGAAGUAGAAAUUGAGAAGGGAUGCAUUUCACCUGGCAUGCUAGCCAGAAUCAUGCAGGAUCACAUGAAUUAA